CUCAGCGGCCAGGCAGGCUGAUUGCCGCUUUCGCGUUUGAGACUGAAACCCAUGUCUAGUACAAUGAGUGCAAACGUUUAUGAAAAAGUGACACAUCGGGUUCCCACGUGCUGGCUUUUAUGAAGUCGUAUCACAGAGGGAAUCUGAUACCUUUUUCAAAUCUUCAACAAGUGAUCUCGUGUCUCAAUAACGUCGAACUCGGCGUUAGCUACUCCUAAGCAUUUAUGGGUCUGACGGAAGCGCAUUAGGAAUAGAAAGAACUGCAAGAAUAAUUAAGCAUAAGAAUAAAUAUGCUAAGGUUUGCCGCACUUAAUUCGGAUGCUAGCACCGAUUCCGAUGCUGAAGAAGGCGGAGGUCAGCAACAGGUGCAAACCCGUGAAGCACAAGAGGGUCAGGCUGCUGCGCUAUACAGGGAUGCGCUUUCUGAAUUGGCUGCAGAACGCACGGCUGAUGGCGUCGCAAAACUUCGACAGCUUCUCAGGCUUGACUACGUGAACGAGGAAGACCCCGAAGAAUACCAAGGCAUCGGCCCUAUGCCAACUUCGCUUCAUCUGAAAUAUUUAGCUUUGAAGAACGCCGGUGAAGCCUACCUUAAGCUCAGUAAACUGCGAAAGGCGGCAAAAUUUUUUGUGAAAGCAAUGCUCAUCGAUGGCCGUGAUAUACCGACUUGGCUAAAAGUGGGUGACAUUGGACUUCAGAUGUUGAACCUGCAACUGGCCCGAAAUGCUUACGAAAUGGCCGUUCAGCUAAAGGAGAAUCACUGGCAAGCGGUUGAUCGUCUGAUCUCUGUCACAUAUAUUAUCGGUGACUAUUCACAUUGUCUCGAAUGGUGCCGUCGAGCGAUAGCCGGUGGAUCUCGGUCUGCAAGGCCGAUCGUUCUUGCCGACCGAAUUUUUGAGGAAAUUCCUUUUAUUAUCGAGAUGUAUCCAGCUGCCUACCGAAUUUGGGAGGACGUCCUGCAAACGUGCAACAUUUCGCCUGAGGAAUCCGAGGAAAUCCUUGAAGAGUGUGAAUCCAUUCGAGCUGAACGACAGGAUUUCCAAAAUUGGCUAGAUGAACAGGAUAGGAGUUCGCCACCGUUAAAAUUGAGAAAGGUCAUAUGCGAACCAACGUGGGCUCAACUUGGUGAAGUCCUUCAAACGCAUUACGACAAUAUUGCUAAAUCAGAAAAUCCUUGUCACAUGGUUGAAAGAAUUGAUUUCGGUCAAGUGGAUGCUUCGCGCUCUCUCGUUGAAAAGAAGCGUUACCGCCGGGAUUCUUCUUCUUCUGAGGAGGGCGACAAUGACGGCGACACCCGCGAAAAUGACGACCCCGAGGAAAACAAUCAAGAUGACGAAGAUGGUGCACCGCAGUCUUCUGGAUUCGACUACAAACCUAUAGAUCCCGAGGAAAACAGUGACUCACAAAUUAACGAUUUAUCCGUGCUUAUUGGUGAUAAUACGCCAACAGACUCUUUAUUGGAUGACCUGGGUAUCUCCGUCGAAGAUUCACGAUCGCAGCGUCGCAAGCGGGUAUUUCAAGACUUCAUAUCGAGCAACAAACGUCGUUCAGCGCGAAACCGUCAAGGUGGAAAGAAGACUGUGGACCUGAAUGUCAACUAUCGUGAUCUGUUGAUACCGUUUCUUCCAACGAGUAUUUUUGCUGAAUGUCCUGUGAUUGAAGGAGAGUCUGACGGAGGAACCAGCGAAGAAAAUGGCCAAUCCAGUAGUAGUAAGCUAACCUUGCGAACACACCCGGAGAAGAUUAUGGAUCUUCGUGAAAACGAAACUAAUGAUGUAAAGGCGUUUAUCGCCCGCCACAAGGACAGUCCCGCAAUUGAAGUUAUGCUGGAUUACCUAAAGGUGCUUGCUCAGAAGGACGAAUUUCGUUGGCCGUCUGAGCUGAAAGGGAUCUUUAUGGCGCUUUAUGAGAGACUGCGACACAACUAUCAGAGGCCGGAUGAUAAUGACACCAGUCGGACAGAAGAGGUGCUAAGCUGGGCCUGGGUCGAGCUGAACGUAUGCGAGCUCUUUCUCGAGCGGUACGUUCAAGACAAUCUACGAACGGAACAGGUCGCUCUCGAUGACCGUUUUCCUAUCACUGAAUUCAUGCAGGCUAUAAGCUUUGUGUGUAAGCAAACCCAUCGCAGAGUGGCGCUUAGUGAUCGCUGGCAAGUUUUCACCGUAAGAGCAUUUCAUGUCGAAGCUUGCUUUCUUCUGCAUUAUGGGGAGAUAAGUAUGGCCCGCCACCGUUUAGAACAGGUAUGCGUUGUAAUGGAACAAGCAAAGCUGUUUGAAAUAAGUAACGACAAACAGCGAGAAACGCAGCCUAUUCAUUGCGUAAGAGUUGUAAACCUCAAGCAGAACAAUUUGAUUUCGGCAAAGGAGGCCGCGCAACUACUCGACGGAAUCGACCGACUUCACCUUCUAGCUGAUCUUGAGAAUCUUUACGCUUCUCAGCACUACGAGCGGGUUGUCGAACUGAUUACCGAGUCGCUCAAAGGCAACAGAAGGGCGGUUCAUGCAAAGACAAGCGUCCUUCCACGAUAUCGACAGUUGCUACUUCUUAAUUCUGCGCUGAAACAACUUCAGAACGAUAAAGAUCACAUUUACUGGGUGGAAUCAUGUAUUCAUGAGUGUCUGAAUCAAUACGUGAGAGCUCAAUCGCAGAGUAUGAAAACAGCGUGGUCGGAAACCACCGUUCAACUGAUUGAUGACAUCUAUGAAGUUGUUGAGAAGUCGCCGAAUGUCCUCGAAGGUUUAAGUGUUGAAAAAAUGUCACGUUUUGCACACACUCUCAUUAAGAUUAUCUCACUCCAAAUGGACUUGAGGGAGUCUGUCGAGACCAUGGCGAUUCCAACUGUUCUCAGCUGGAACCUUCUCUACAGAAUAGUGAAGCACGAGGAGGACAAAGUCGUGAUGGAAAAGAGUGCCGAUAGCGCUAUGCCGUCUUCUUUGCUUAUGAUGUUUACUGCCCACGAGUACUUAGGAAAACGCAACUGGUGUAUGCGCAAUGACGGCGCCUUUGUUUUCCUUUGUGUUCGAGUCAUGACAGAGGAGAUGGUAAAUUUCCGAGAAACACUCGGUUGUCAUCCAUUCGAAGAGGACUUGACCGCCGGACUCGAACAAUGUUUCCACUGUCUUUUUGUCCCAGACAAGGACAAAACUAAAAAAAAAGGUCAGGUACAGGAUCACAAUGUGAAACCGCUCAAGCUGACGUGGGAGCACGCCAAAUAUGUAUUCACGUUUUACAAACCUACUCGUCUGCCCGAGUUCGAUUCGUACGCUCAAAGUAUAUCAGCUGAGGCAGAAAGCCUGUUUCGUCGAAUUGCUUCGCUCAUACCGGCAGAAAGUAACCCGGCAGCGUGCGCCGAUCGUAUGGCCAUUCAUAUUGAAAGCUCAUCAGCAGGACCCAUGCCGUACAUGGGUAAUGAUUGCCCCGAUAAAGAACUUAUUUCCGAACUGUACUAUUUGCUUGGGGAUUUCUACUUCAAGAAUAGGGACUUUGUUAAGGCUAGCCGCCACUACAUGCUGGACAGCUGCAUCAACCCGCAUCGAAUAGACUCAUGGGCUGGUAUGGCCCUUUCGAGAAGUGCUCAAAUCGAACAGCGUCUCAAUUCAUGUGAACUUAAAGGCGAAGGUCCUCAGCUAUUAAAGAGGACCGAUGGCGCAGUAUUCUGCUUUCAGAAGGCGCUGGAAUUAGCACCUGCAAACGCCAGUCUCUGGAUUGAAUGUGGAUCCUGUGCGUACUGGGUUGUGUCUUUUUUGUGCCGUCAAAUGAAAUUGCGGAAAGCCCUUGAAUUGUCGUCUGAAACCGUAGCCGAAUACAAGCGAAAGAAGGUGGAAUAUCUCAACAUGGCGAAAAAAUGCUACACAGAAGCAAUCUGCUGUGAGAAUGAAGGCAAUGGAAACGAUGAAUUGUGGCUCUGCCAUUAUAUGCUGAGCAAGAUAACGCACAAAAUGGGCGAGCCGCUUGAGGUCUAUUUGGAACACAUUUCACGGGCUGCACAGAACCUCUAUGAAAUGAAGGCCCGUUACCCUAAAAAGGUCAUAUAUCAGACACCCGCGCAUCUAUCAAUUGAAGCCCUUGAGAUGCACUAUAAGGUGCAUGCGUUCGCUGCAAAAUUCCUCAUUAAGAAUCAGCACCGGCAAAUCUCACCUGCAGAGCUUCAAAUUCUUGAGAGCCACCUUCGCGAGGCUAGCGAAGGACAUUUCGCAAGGCAUCGUGAAAGACUGAAGGAAGCAUCCGUUGCCUUAGUACUAGACGGUGACGAGAGUGAUGCAGGCAGUCGUACGCCGAAACGCGGAGUUGGUCGGCCCCCGAAAAAUAGGGACCAGAGCAAGGAGAAAAAGGCCGAGGACACAGCAAUUCCUCAGGCGGUUCGAAGGAGCUCACGAAAGAGGCUAGCCUCCCAAGAAGAGAUUACAACUGUUUUAAAUACUCUGAAGGGUAAACCGUCUAGGAGCAACUUUCAAGAGGAAUCGGAAGUCGAUGCUGUAUCAGCUGUUAUGGAAGAACUUCUGACGGCAGUCGAAGCGUCCAUCGAAAAAGAGAGAAGAUACCAGGACAUGUCGGAGUACGAUUCAUUACUUGAGCAACUGUUCAACUACUGCCUAGAUGCAUUCCGCGAGUGCAUAUUUCGUUUUUCGGCGCACUUCAAAUCGGUGUAUCACAUGGCCAACUUAUAUUUCCGCUAUAAACGACAUCGGGACCCCGCCCUCGCUUUGGACUUCCUUGUAGCUAAACAGAGUCGGCCUCCUAAAUUGUGCACGCAAGGCCUCUUCGCUGAGCGGCGAGCUAGUUGCCUUUUUCAGGGCGUUUGGCAUAUUCCUGCCGACGAAAUUGAUCGUCCUGGGAGCUUUGCAACACACCUUUACAGGGCAGCGCGUCUCACUCAAAUAAUAGCCGCCAGCCAGCAAGAUCACGAAGUUCUCAUUCAAGUCGCUUUGAUGUUGGCAAAAACGCCGGAUAUGGAAAGAAAGUACAUUCGAGACUUUGAUAGGUCGCUCGUAUCCCGAACGGCAUUCAAAGAAGGCGUUCGAAUAGUGCAGAGGAGAUUCAGCUCAUUGAUGAACGAGGAGCCUCCACCUCCAGAAAAGACAUUGGUGACGGGCCUGGUAGAUAUCUACCGAGUAUGGCAGCAAUGCUCGAAGAGUGGUAGCUACCUUAAGGAAAUUGAGGCUGUCUUCAAAGAAAGCUAUACUCUGUUUAAGCUGGGCGAACUAGAUAAAACGCCUUCCGUUGUGGAGCAGGCCGCAUCAUUCUGCUCAAAAUAUUUAUUGCGAGAGGCACGGAAAGAGAAAUUAGCUCAACAAGAGGCUCAGCGGCUGGCUAAGCUUGCCAAAGAGAUGGCUGUAAAGGCCGCGCAGGAAGCCGCUAAACAGGCGCAAGUCGCAGCGCAUGAAGCGCAAAUGCAAGCGAUGCGUGAACAAUUCGAACAGCAACAGGCUCUUAUCGAGGAAAUGGAAAAAGCAGCUGUUGGUCCGUCUACGACAGUUCCGAGAUCUCCCGUGAGGAUCAGUGCCAGGGUUGGGCCAAGCCACCCGGAAUCGCCUUCACCGCCACCUGAAGGCAGGAAGCCUGAAUCUCCGUGUGGACCACCCCCUCACUCAAGCGAUUCGUCUCCGACGAAACAGUCACCGCCGAAGACUGGUCUACAGACUAUGUCGGGACACCCAAUAGGUAGUGUCUUUGAAGGGCGCUCAGCUCUUUCGCCGCCUCGACCUCCGUCUAGCACAGACGUCUUCCCCCCGAUGUCGCCGACAGUUGCAAGUUCUAUAGGUGUUAUGGCUAUGCUAAAAGAAUAUUCAAAAGAGAAAUCCCCUCCAAAAAAUCCGUCACGAGUUGAAACCGAUAAGUUUGGCCAGACGGAAAAAGCUGCAGAGGCGAUGAAAGUGGUUGAAAGCAGUCCAAACGUACCAGUCCCUACUGCUAAUACAACAACCAAAUUACCCACGAUACCGCAUCUCCUAGAAGGCCUGGCUGCUGACAUUCACAAAAAACUGAUUGAAAGUUCUCAGCGAAGGAGCCGCAAUGAAUCGAUACCGCCUUUGCAAAAGCGCAGCAAUUCCAGGGCUGGUGGCUCCUCAGGUUCAAGCCCUGAGAAUGAGCCUAACAUCAAGAGAAAAAGAGAUCCAUCGGAAACAAUCGUUGUGCUUUCUUCGGAUAGCAGUUCAGAAAUACCCUCAAAUCAUCUUAGCACUUCGGUGCAAACGAUCCCGGAAGCCCAGGCAGAGCUUUCUCUCAACCGUCCAAGUACCAAACAAACUAAAUGGUAUCCAACGACCGCUGCGAUUAUUUCUACCACCACGCCAACGCCUAAUGGCAUCAGUGCGCUCAGAAAAGCAGAGAUACAUGCUAGAGAUUCAAAGGAGGUUUUAACUUAUCGGGCGGUGGACCCCGAAGUCAAGCGAGUGAUGCAGGCUGCAACAGAAAAGACGGUGCCGGGCGGAGCUGUCGUAGCUAGAACAGGUCUGGCAGGCCCGGAGGCGGCGUUAACAAAGACAAUAGCAGCCGCUGCGUUUGCUUCAGCUCGUGCAACGACCCUGACUUCAAUGGAGACAGCCAGAUCGAGGCUGCUCACGUCGACACCAGUGGCCGAAACGGCCCAGGCAGUGCCACUAAUAUCAACACCAGUACCUACAGGGGAUAAAAGCUCGUUUUUCCAAACAUCAAAUCGAGCAAACUUUGCCGGCAGAGAUCGCAUCGGCGGUCGAACAGCACCAGUAACUGAUGACGAGAGCAAUAGCGGGAGUGAUUGCGUCGUCAUUGAACCGUCUCCAUUGCCCCCUUUGGCGCAGCAGCUGCAAAAUAUCUUGCCGAAGGGUGUCACAUUGACGCGGUGCGCGGUAAGCACGAGUAACGCAAAUGAGGACUUUGCAAAUAGCAGCGGUGGCAGCGGCGGUGGCGGCGGCGGCGGCAGCAGCAAUGGUAAAAAAGAUCGAAAUAGCAGGUAGUAGUCAGUCGUUAGCAGAAACAGAAUACGAACAAAACGAAUUUUGGUAUAUGUAUCCUUAG
This is a messenger RNA of Varroa destructor (honeybee mite), 6996 nucleotides long. Its product is annotated as calcineurin-binding protein cabin-1-like. Gene Ontology annotation, cellular component: nucleus. Gene Ontology annotation, molecular function: nucleosome binding; protein binding. The record is from RefSeq and is a predicted model, not a curated record. Gene Ontology annotation, biological process: chromatin organization. NCBI's taxonomy places the organism in Eukaryota, Metazoa, Arthropoda, Arachnida, Mesostigmata, Varroidae.